Molecule: messenger RNA, 2327 nt
Organism: Cynoglossus semilaevis (tongue sole)
Lineage: Eukaryota; Metazoa; Chordata; Actinopteri; Pleuronectiformes; Cynoglossidae
Gene: etfbkmt
Product: electron transfer flavoprotein subunit beta lysine methyltransferase
Exons: 3
Coding region: 154-945 (263 amino acids)
Biological process (GO): peptidyl-lysine trimethylation
Cellular component (GO): mitochondrial matrix
Molecular function (GO): protein-lysine N-methyltransferase activity
Source: RefSeq, a predicted model, not a curated record
AGGACAGAAAGAAAAAAAGUGGAGCAGAAAGAAAGACACACGUUUUUUAUUAUUUAGAGCGGAACAUAGAAGUGUCUGUUGCAGUUGCAGAGGGACAGUGGGACUGCAGUCCGGCAUAUAUUAGGGCUCGUGUGGGAACUACAUGUUCUAAUUAUGCUGGGGCAUUUAACAUCAAUAACAUCUGCUCGUUGUGUGAGAGACUUUUGCGCUGCUCUCAGUCAAACUAAGAGGUUUAUAAGCUUUCGGCCGGACGAAAGUCUUCGCAGAUUUAUUACACAGAACACGGAGACGGUCGGAGAGCAGAGUCUCACACCUGAAAUCAAACUCAGACUUUUUACCCCAAACUGCAGGUUUUGGCGAGAAAAGCCAGAACUCUGGCCUUUUGCUGACCCCUACUGGGCCAUAUACUGGCCUGGAGGACAGGCUCUGUCCAGGUAUGAUGUCAAAGAUCCAUUGUCCCAUCUGCUGAGGUUUCUUUUGGAUAAUCCUGGAGUCUGUCAAGGUAAAAAGGUCCUGGAUUUGGGAAGUGGCUGUGGGGCAUCAGCAAUCGCAGCCAAACUCUCAGGAGCUGCUCAUGUUGUUGCAAAUGACAUUGACACAGCAGUUGUGACCCACAUCAACAGUGAACUGAAUGGCCUGGAGCCACCCAUCUGUGUGACUGAAAACAUGAUUGAUUCAGAGCCAGAGGACUUUGACUUAAUCCUUCUGGGUGACAUGUUCUAUGACGAGGUCCUUGCCACAACACUUCAUAGCUGGUUGGAUCGCUGCAUCAAAGCCCACAACACUGAAGUCCUGAUUGGAGAUCCUGGAAGGGCCCAGCUUGAGGGACACGACAUCAGACGGCAUCUGAAUCAGCGAGCGAAGUUUGAGCUGCCCGCGUCGGUCAGGGAGGAAAAUUAUGGUCUGACCUGCUGCAGUGUCUGGUCCUAUCAUCCUGAACUCUGACAACAGAAGGAACACCUAUUGGUGCUUUUAAUAAAUCCCUUUAUGUGUACACAGUGUCUUAGGUUCGAUUACCAGGUUUCACUGGAUAUUUGUAUUGCACACUUACCAAUGACAGGAAAGUCUGGUAAAUAUCAUAUACACAUUUCACUAAUCAGAGAUUCUUCUAUAGUCCUGAUUUCAAAAAAGGGAAAAGUCUAAAUAUUAUAAAUGACCUACAACCGACUCAGGCUGAUUCCAGAAACAAGUCACAGUUGGGCAGUAAGGCAAUCGCUGUGGCAGUAUUCCCCAUUACUCUCCAUUGUUAAUCCAGGUGGCAGCAAAAUGCCUCUUAUUUUUGCAGUUAGCUGUUGUUUCACAAUUUGCACAGCUCACUUUAACAAUAUCAUCAUCAACUCUAAAACCCAUUUAUAUUAUCAAGAUAACAUUUAAUAUCAUAAAUCCCUUAUUUCUCCUUAUUUGUCACACAAUGGGGACAUUCACAGUGUGAGUCUUCCACAGCAACCAACACAAGCAGCCAUAGUCUGAAUAGCAUGUGAAGCUAUGUGUGACAACAUUUAAUAGCUUAGCUUGUGAGAAAAGUUGAUUAAUACAAUAACAUUUUCUUCACUAAUCUUCACUCUUUUAUGUCUGGAUGAAAUGACCUCCAAUCAGCUUCCACCACACUUGCAUAAAUUUAGAUUUCAACAAAGGAAUGCAAUUUUGUUUUAAACAAACAGAGUCAAGGUGGGAUAUUGUAAAACAGAAUCCAAUGAAAUUAGGUUUAAUCAUGACAUUCAAAAUUACAGUGGUAUUGUUACAGAGGAUAUGCCAAAUACUAUUUGGUCAACCUAAAAUCUAACUGUAAACACUGUACUUAAAGCAGAAAGUCAACAUUAUAACUUAAUUUUGAUUAAUCCCAACAGUCUAGGAAAUAUAAAGAGUACUUGGCUAGAGGUUUAAGGAUGGGAGUUUAGUGAGCAGUGGGAACCCGCCUCAACCCUGUCACAUUGACUUCUGUAAUCCCAUUGUCGUGGAAAAAUUCUUCUGUUCCACUGGUUCUUUAACUACAUAUCACUUUAGAAGGAAAUCUUAUCUGUAAUAAACUUCUUGAGUCGUGGAAAGGUUACAAAGUUUUAUUCUGCAGAGAAAAGAAAGCUGAGACGUCGUCGUUGAGCAGGUCCCUCGAAGAUCUUCUCUGGACACAUUUUGCAUAAGUUUUUAUACCCUUGAUGCGUCCUGUUUUCUACAGGUCCUGUUUUCUGCGAAUUAGACAUCUGGCAUGCAUACUUAGAAAUUUGCAGGUUUCGAUAGAAACAGAAUAUAUGUAAAUUUAGACAUUGAAGUAGAGCGCCCAUGAUAGAUUCGCAGAAGGCAGGACGUGCAGUCUCUUCUCUGAACAGCAC